AUGGUUGGCUUGCCUGCUCGCGGAAAGAGUUACAUCACAAAGAAGCUUGCACGCUACAUGAACUGGCUACAGCAUGAUACACGCAUUUUCAACGUAGGAGAAAGACGUCGUGUGUCGACUCCUGAGAUGCCUGACGCUGAAUCAAUGGACCAAUCUGCCAGCUUCUUCGACCCUUCAAAUAAGAGAGCCGCCUUGAUCCGUGAACAAUGCGCCAUGGAUACACUAGACGAACUUCUUGACUACAUUCUCGAGGGCAAUGGAUCCGUUGGUAUUCUUGACGCGACGAACAGCACCCUCGAGCGCAGAAAAGUUAUCAUGAAGAAGAUUCGUGAAAGAGCUGGUGCUGAGCUGAACGUUUUGUUCCUCGAAAGUCGCUGCGUUGACGAAAACUUGCUCGAGUCCAACAUGCGCUUGAAGCUUUCAGGUCCCGACUACAAGGACCAAGAUCCCGUCACUGCUCUUGAGGAUUUCAAGAAGCGUGUCGCUAUCUACGAAAAGGCCUACGUGCCGCUCGGCGAGUACGAGGAGAAGAACAAUAUGCCCUACAUUCAGAUGAUCGAUGUUGGUCGCAAGGUCAUCUCGCAUCAGAUUCGUGGUUUCCUCUCUGCACAAGCCAACUACUAUCUCCUCAACUUCAACCUUGCGCCACGUAUGAUUUGGAUCACACGUCACGGUCUAUCCAUGGACAAUGUCUCUGGCAAAAUUGGUGGUGACUCGGACCUCAGUGAUGAGGGCACUCAGUACGCCAAAACUCUUACCAAAUUUAUUGAGCACGCACGCAGAGAGUGGGACAUGAAGCAGCUCCACAAGCUCACUCACUCUCACUUCCCUCCCCAGCCUGGUGACACCACUCCUCCCAACCCUCACUACCAACCCAACGAUAACAACGAGCUUCCUCAAAAGUCUUUCUGUGUUUGGACUUCUAUGCUCAAGCGUAGCAUCCAGACGGCACAGUUCUUCGACGACGAGGAGUACGACUCGAAACAGAUGCGCAUGUUGGAUGAGCUCAAUGCCGGUAUUAUGGAAGGUCUCACCUACUCGUCCAUCGCCGAAGCUCACCCUGCCGAGUAUGCUCUUCGCAAGAAGGACAAGCUGCACUACCGCUACCCCGGCCCUGGUGGUGAGGGCUACCUCGACAUCAUCAAUCGCCUGCGUCCUGUGAUCGUCGAGCUCGAGCGCAUGGAAGAUCACUGCUUGCUUGUCGGACACCGCAGUGUCGCUCGUGUUCUGCUGGCAUACUUCCGCGGCUUGAAGAGGGAAGAGGUUGCCGAUUUGGAUGUGCCCAUCGGUAUGCUAUACUGCCUCGAGCCCAAGCCCUAUGGCGUGGACUUCAAAGCGUACAAGUGGGACAAGAAGACCGAAUGGUUCUACGAGCAGCCCAACUUCCAACUCAAGCGCGCAGAGGACGAUAUGCAAUGA
Molecule: messenger RNA, 1419 nt
Organism: Aureobasidium melanogenum CBS 110374
Lineage: Eukaryota; Fungi; Ascomycota; Dothideomycetes; Dothideales; Saccotheciaceae
Product: bifunctional 6-phosphofructo-2-kinase/fructose-2,6-bisphosphate 2-phosphatase
Exons: 2
Coding region: 1-1419 (472 amino acids)
Biological process (GO): fructose 2,6-bisphosphate metabolic process; fructose metabolic process
Cellular component (GO): cytosol
Molecular function (GO): ATP binding; 6-phosphofructo-2-kinase activity
Source: RefSeq, a predicted model, not a curated record